GGCAGGGCCAAGGCAGUACUGCUUCUUUCUUAUGUUGCAGCAGGCAAGAAAUUAGAGCACCGGCCGCUGUGUGAGUGGUAUAUCCCAGUGAGUACAUCUUGAAAGCUAGAAAGAAAAUACUUUACUACUCAUGGAGAAUCAAACCCAGAGAAAACCCAGAAUUCUGUGCCUCCAUGGCUUCAGAACAAGCGGUGAAAUUCUCAAGAAAUUGGCAGGAAGAUUGCCCCAAACCGUGCUCGAAAAGCUGGACCUUUUCUUCCUUGACGCCCCGUUUCCUGCUGAAGGAAAGUCCGACGUGGAAGGCAUUUACGACCCUCCCUACUUUGAGUGGUUCCAAGCCAACGAGGAUUUUACGGAGUAUACCAAUUUUGAAGAAUGUCUUGCAUACAUGGAAGAUUACAUGUUAAAGCAUGGUCCUUUUGACGGUGUACUGGGCUUCUCCAUGGGAGGAAUGAUAGCAUCUUUAUUGCCCGGAAUGCAAGAAGAGGGUGUGGCUCUUACUAAGGUACCGAAGAUAAAGUUUGUGAUAAUAAUAUCAGGAGCUAAGUUUGGAGGAUCCAAGUAUGGGGCGCCUAAGCUGGCUGCUAAUGCUUUUUCAUCUCCCAUCAAGUGCCCAUCUCUCCACUUGAUAGGGGAGAAAGACUUCAAUAAGCAAGAGGGGACUUCUCUACUGGAAUCAUUCGUGGACCCUGUUGUAAUUCAUCACCCCAAGGGCCACACUAUUCCUAAACUUGAGGAUGAGGCCGAGGAAACAAUGCUCAAGUUCAUUGAGAAGAUUCAAAUGCUGCCGGGACACGAAGAAUAGAUCUGUUUAGCUGGGAAGGCUGCUUUAUUGCCUAGGAUUCUCAUGAACCAUAAUCGUAUUCUUCUUCUUAAUAUUGUAUAAUACUAUGUGCCGUCAAUCGUCAGCAAUGGUUAACUCUAAUAAAUAAAGAUAUUCAUUAUCUGUUAGCUUUA
This is a messenger RNA of Alnus glutinosa, 957 nucleotides long. RefSeq lists its product as uncharacterized. The transcript has 6 exons. Bases 131 to 805 code for a protein of 224 amino acids. The record is from RefSeq and is a predicted model, not a curated record. Lineage: Eukaryota; Viridiplantae; Streptophyta; Magnoliopsida; Fagales; Betulaceae.